AUGAAUUUUUCUAGAAGAACAGUUUUAUUCUUCUUGUUUUGGUUCAGCGGAAUAGUUGUUUUGGUGAACCACCUUGCAAAAAGUCGGGUUCGACAAGAAGAAAUGAGUAGCGAAAUAAGCGGAUUGAGGAAAAUGUUAAACCCCGUUAUCACGAGAAUGCUUCCUGUAAUAACCAAUUCAAAAUUAAACAGAGAAGUAACCAAAGCGACUGAAGAACCUAAACAAGCCAGCAAAGUUCAUGUAACUCAUGAAUCUCAUUUUACGAAUAAGACGGAUAUUGAAUUCGAAAUAGAUGAAAUAAUGAAUAGUACACCCAAAAUUGAAGAGAUUCUUAAGAAAAUCGUUUCCCCGACAAAUACAAUCAUUUAUGUUAUUGUCGAGAGAUCAUAUAUACCACUCUUCAAAAACUUUUAUGCCUUUGCAAAGAUGGCAAACGUUGCAAAUUUUGUCUUGGCAAUUUGCAAAGAUAUAAGUUGUUGCAAGACCCUGCGUGAAAUGAACGUGACCUAUUUCCCUGAUAUGACUUGGAGCGGAGUAGGUUAUUCACGUUUUGGUAGCGGAGAUUUCAAACGCAAAAACAAUGAAAAGACAGAGUGGACCUUAAAACUCUUGGAAUAUGGCUAUAAUGUGUUAAUGUCCGAUGUUGAUAUUAUAUUACUGAAGGACCCCUUCCCAUACAUGUUUCGUAAAUGUAAAUCAUGCGACAUUCACAUUGGUACAAAUGACAAUGCGGAAGAACUUAAUGCUGGGUUCGUCCUGGUUCGAAACACGUCAAAUGGUAUAGAAGCAGUUCGACAAGUUGUCAAAACUUUUAAAGUCAAGGGACAAAACCAAGAUCAUUGGAAUGCAGCUCUGAGAAAAAUGAAGAAACAAGGGCUUGCAAUUAAUGUACUAGACGAAAAGCUUUUUCCAUGUGGAAAGACAUAUUUCGAUAAGAUGCGCUCAAGACCGGACGUUCUUCACGAUCCAAAAGUGGUCAUGAUUCAUAACAAUUAUUUGAAGUCAAGUAUAAAAAAGGUGUCCAGAUUCAAAGCGUUUAACCUAUGGUUUCCGAAUGGAGUUCCAUCAAAUUUGUUUAAGACAUGAUAGAAUAAUGCACUUAAUGGGAAAAACAAUGUACUAAAUGGCUUCUUAAUUUAUGAGUAGAAUAAAAUGAAGUAAAUCGCUAUAUUAAUUAUAAAAGAAUUUUUCAGAUAAGCCUAUAAGCUGUUUCCUCCAGUUGAUCCUCCAAUCGUUUAG
This is a messenger RNA of Owenia fusiformis, 1239 nucleotides long. Lineage: Eukaryota; Metazoa; Annelida; Polychaeta; Sabellida; Oweniidae. The record is from the annotation of a GenBank genome assembly.